Messenger RNA from Penicillium odoratum, 819 nucleotides. Its product is annotated as DNA-directed RNA polymerase III subunit C31. Bases 1 to 819 code for a protein of 272 amino acids. The record is from RefSeq and is a predicted model, not a curated record. Gene Ontology annotation, biological process: transcription by RNA polymerase III. Gene Ontology annotation, cellular component: RNA polymerase III complex. The transcript is spliced from 4 exons. Lineage: Eukaryota; Fungi; Ascomycota; Eurotiomycetes; Eurotiales; Aspergillaceae.
AUGCGGGCGGUGAAGCCCGCAAACGCUAUUUUCUUUGGAGUCGUAACUUUCUCCAACACCUCUAAUGGCGCCUGGUGCUGUGUGAUCAUGUCACGUUUCAAUAAAGGCAAGCGCUUACCUGGCGCCGAAUUCACUUGGGAUGCAGACCCAGGUGGUGUGCCUGACACAGCUCCUACUCCCCUCUACCCAGCAUAUACUGUCCCGUGGGCCCGCAAGCUCUCUCCCAAAGAACAAAAUGAGGUCGAUCACUACCGACACCAUCGCGAACGCGAUCAAGAGGGCCCUCACUACUCGGUCCUAGACUCUUCCUCCUCAUCAGCCAAGAAGGGUAGUGCUGCGCGCGUCAAUUUCGAUCCUUUCACCGGCAUGCCGUCUUACUCCGGACGAUACCAGAAGAAGCGACGAACACUGCCACACAUUGAUCCCAGUGGACGACCUUACGAAUUCAUUAUGAAAUAUUUUCCUCGUGAACUUUGGCAGACUAUUCAACCCAGCUUCCGACCAGAUGCCGACUUGGAUGGAUAUAAGCCUAUGGGUUCUGGUCCUGCGAAGCGCGGAUUUGAGGACGAUGAAGAUGAUGGAGAGGAUGAUGCGAAAAAGAAGCGUGCUGAGGGAGAUGAGGAGGGCGAUGCAGAUGCCGAGGAAGGGGAUCUACUUGACGAGGAAGAAGGACAAGAGGAAUGGGAAGAGGAGAAUGACUUCGAGGAUGAUGAGGAUGAAAUGGGUGGUGAUUACAAUGCGGAGCAGUACUUUGAUGGUGGUGAUGAUGACUAUGGAGACGAAGAUGGUGGAGAUGGCGGUGGUGAGGAUGUACUCUGA